Messenger RNA from Alternaria rosae, 1589 nucleotides. RefSeq lists its product as uncharacterized. Lineage: Eukaryota; Fungi; Ascomycota; Dothideomycetes; Pleosporales; Pleosporaceae. The coding region runs from base 279 to 1484 and encodes 401 amino acids. The transcript has a single exon. The record is from RefSeq and is a predicted model, not a curated record.
GCACGAUGACGCCCUGACGCGCCUCAUGCGCCUCAUUGAAUAGGGCUGGAGUGCAACUCACGUUUAAAAACCUCGCACUACACGCCCCUUUGCGCCUGCUACAUUCAAAGUUAGAGUCUCUAUUUUUUCAGGUUCAUAGGCCCCAGCCCACAACACGAGUGCCUCGCUAAUCUGUGGUAAACCACAGCACGCGACCCCAUCUUUUUCCACCACAAUAAUGCACACUAGCUUCACCAGCAUAAAUCAACAAAUACAUCAGCCAGACCAUCAUACCCACCAUGCCGAUGAUGUUCACCCCAGACGACACGUUGCUGUUCUCACCUAGCAAGAAACAGCCGUUUGCUCACUCACCUUAUGGUCACAAGAUAGGGACCGCGACUCGAUGUCACCAUGAGCUCCACCCCUCCAAUCCACAACAUACUCCAUGGUGUUCCAAAUGCACUGUUUCGCAGGCUAGAGCAAAGUCCGACGUUGCACUUAAGAAGCUGGUAGCCGAAGGCGGAUUAAGACCUCUAGGGUACAUGCGCAACCGACGGUGGAACAGAGCAAGAAACGGGUACCUGAUAGCGAAGCAGCGACUCGAGAAGACACGCAAGGAGGAGCAGCUACGCUGGGAGCGCGAGCGAGCGUGGGACGACGCUCACGAACGAUUCGACUCCCACAACAUCCAGGCAGCAGUCUUACCCAACAAAUUACCUUCGUUGUGCCCCAUUUGUGACUCCUUGGUAUCAUCUUACCCCACGACAAUGCCUGAGGCGCAACCCACAAAGUACGAGGCUUGGUGGGAGAGACCAAGCGCUCUUGCCGCCUCACACACACUCGUGCACCAGACGACACCACGCUCGCGCAACCAGCAUCCUACACCCACGCAAACACGCAGAGGCAACCCCAUACUGCGCCAGACAAUCGCAGACAUCCGCAAACAAAUGCAUUCGGAUGCCGAGCUGCGACGAGCCUGGGAAGCCCGAGACAAGACCGAGGCGGCGCUACGUCGCAAGCACGGCUUGGGCGACAUGCCCAUCAACAACGAGUUCUGGGACCACCCGAUAUCCGGAUACUUUAGUCGUCUUGCCCACCAGAACAACAAAGAAAUGGUCCGUUCGGCGGAACGACGCGCACGCGGUAAUAUUGCGCGCCCCCGGCCGCCACGUAGCUCACUGUCCUACUCUGAGACGACAGACGACGUGGAAGUCGAACCGGGCUUUGAGGAAACAUUGAAAGAGAAAGAAGAGCGCGAGGAAUGGGAGCGACAGGUCAGGAGAGUUGCAGGCGAGGUUGGAUACCUUUAUUUCGUGGGCGGUGGUAUCAACGGUUUGGAACAGUGGGAAGAAGAUUACGAGCGGAGUGCAGAGUAUCUUAUUACGAGGACCGAGACUCCUGCUGAGCCGGUGGCCGACGAGGACGUUCAGGAUGAAAGCGAGACCACGGAUGGUGAUGCCAACGAGGAGGACUGGGGUGAUGAAAUGGAUGUUGAUGACGCUUAGGAGGGUGAUGAUACAUUCUGUCAUAUCGACAGCGCUUAGAUUGCUAGUUGAGUCGUUGUAUUAGAGAUACACAGUGUACAUUUAUAUUAAUGUUUGAGGGCUCAA